Messenger RNA from Zasmidium cellare ATCC 36951, 741 nucleotides. RefSeq lists its product as uncharacterized. The record is from RefSeq and is a predicted model, not a curated record. Gene Ontology annotation, molecular function: zinc ion binding; DNA-binding transcription factor activity, RNA polymerase II-specific. The transcript has 4 exons. The coding region runs from base 1 to 741 and encodes 246 amino acids. NCBI's taxonomy places the organism in Eukaryota, Fungi, Ascomycota, Dothideomycetes, Mycosphaerellales, Mycosphaerellaceae. Gene Ontology annotation, biological process: regulation of DNA-templated transcription.
AUGCCACGACGGGACAAAUGCGACAUCUGUCGGCUCCGGAAGGUGAAGUGCGACGCUGCACGUCCUGCUUGCCAGACGUGUAUCAGAGGAGGUCGGCCGUGCAGCUACAGUCCGUCGAGCGAAUCUCCUGAACAGGAUGAUGCGAGUUUAUCUGGCUUGCAACUCACAUCAACGCGCCGCGCCUCGUCAGGAGAAGGAGCCUUCCACGUCCUCACGCUCCGCAGAACUGUUCUCCCAUGCCGCGCCCUCACGAUCGCCCACCCUCCAUCUCCAUCCCGCUCUCUAGUCAGCAAAGCAGACUGUCUCGCCUCCCGAUGGACAUACAUGCUGGAAUUCGAGAAUCACGACGAAAGUGCCAUGGCGGGCUUCACCGAAACUUUUCACACAAUGCCGGCUUGGAUAGGGAAAGACGUCGUACUCGACGCAGCGGCGAAGUAUACCGUCGACUGUCAUCGGGCGUUCAUGAAGCAGGAUGAGAAUGCUCUCAACUUGGCCAAGAAGUCUGGUGCUGAGGCUAUGAGGGCGUUGAGGUUUGCGUUAGCGCAGUCGUCGACAGAUGCGACUGAUGAGAUGCUGGUUUCGAUGUAUGCUAUGACGAUGUCUGAGUAUAUGGGAGGCAUUGACAGCUACAACUACAAACUUCACGAAUUGGCUCUGUGUCAGAUCCUCAAGCAGCGUUGGACGUCUGGUCGAUGGGGUCUGCUUGAGCAACGGUUGUCACGAUCCAUCCAUUCAGAAUAG